This is a messenger RNA of Patiria miniata (bat star), 1092 nucleotides long. Its product is annotated as galactose-3-O-sulfotransferase 4-like. The transcript has a single exon. The coding region runs from base 1 to 1092 and encodes 363 amino acids. Lineage: Eukaryota; Metazoa; Echinodermata; Asteroidea; Valvatida; Asterinidae. Gene Ontology annotation, molecular function: galactosylceramide sulfotransferase activity. Gene Ontology annotation, cellular component: membrane. The record is from RefSeq and is a predicted model, not a curated record. Gene Ontology annotation, biological process: glycolipid biosynthetic process.
AUGGGCACUGAGAGAUCAUCAAGUGCUGUGCGUUGCGAACCAAAACAACGCAUUGUGUUCGUCAAGACGCACAAAACUGGCAGCUCCACCGUCACCACCAUGCUACAGCGCUACGGGUACAAAAACAACCUCAACUUUGCCUUACCGACCAAAAGACACGUCUUCUACGAGUUUGUCAAGUUUCAAGCCUCACGUGUGUUUCAGUAUGAUCUCAAGGACGCCAAGGGUAACUUGGUAUGGCCAGCUUUGGGAGGCUUCCACAUUCUAGCGAACCACGCACGAUAUAAUCGAUCUGAACAGGAUGCCCUGAUUCCUAACGCCUUUUACUUCACCAUCAUCAGAGAGCCUGCUUCGCAGUUUGAAUCCGCCUUCAACUUCUACCAUAUGGACAAACGCAUGCCUAAGCAUGCCAUGACAGACAUGUUCCAGAUACCCCCGAAAUGGUUUUCGACCAAGGUAAAGCACUUUUUCCCUUUCAUGAGGAACGGACAGAUGUUUGAUCUGGGGUUGGACCAGGAAACUCAAGAUAAUAAAACCGUUGGUGAAACGUUCGAAGCACUAAGUCAUGAAAUGGACUUGGUCAUGAUUACAGAAUACUUUGACGAGUCUUUGAUUCUUCUCAAGGAGAUGCUGUGCUGGGAUUUUGACGACAUCACCUACGUUUCACAACUCGUCAGGAAGUCCUCCGCUCGGAAAAACCUCUCUAGUGACCUAAUGGAGAAGAUCUACAAGUUGAACCACGCUGACGUGAAACUCUACCGGCAUUUUAACAGGACCCUGUGGGACAAAAUCCACGCUUACGGGCCCGGCUUCCAGGAUGAUUUGGAAACAUUUCGGCAAAUAAAUGCUGCCGUUAACGAACAAUGUCUCACCAAUGCAACCAUGUCCUUUACCCGGUCACAAAAGCUAAGUCAAUACGCCCUCCCACAAAAUGCUAGUGAGAAGUGUCGAGAUUAUAUCAGAUUGGAUCAAAGAUGGGUACCCAUGCUAAGAGAUUACAUGGCUAGAAAGAGCAGUGCUUUCAUGAAUAAUGAUCUACAGCGAAACCGUUUGAGUAAAAACGUAACAGUAGGAUUUAACAACAUCAAAUAA